AUGUCAACACCAUCAACCAGAAGAAGUGCACCUUCCUCUUCUUCCUCAUCUAAACAAGAAGAUGGUGAACCAGUUAAAAAGGUUGUAUAUGUAGAUGAUCCACCACAACCAUCUAGAUGGUUUACAAUAGAAUAUUUAAUAUAUGCCAUCGUUGUAGUUGUCGGCUAUUUUGCUGUCAUUCAGAUGAUGCUCAGACGUGGUCAAGAAUACAACAGUGGCUCAAAAACAAACUAUGGUAUUGUACCAGGUUGGUUCUUGGAUCGAAAGCAAGAUCUUUCUGACUUUCAGUACAGAGUAUGGAGAGAAAACUUUCCUCUCUUGUCAAUCGGUUUGGCUAUAUUUGUAUUAAUUAGUAAUCUUGUAAAGUCUCUUUAUCCUAAUGUAGUAUCAAAACGUAUUUUAUUCUAUAACUUGGUAUCGAUUGGAUUCUUAAUAUUUGUACAUGGUGCAUGUUCAAUCAUUGUUAUUCUUAUUGCAGUGGCCAACUUUUCGAUUAGUCGUAUCCUAGACAAAUCAAAAUGGACGAUUGCCGUUACUUGGAUAUUUAAUAUCAUCAUUCUAUGGACCUCAUAUUUAUAUUCAGGUUAUAGUUUCCAAUCCUUGUAUGUUUUGGGUGAUUGGGGUCCAAUAUUAGAUAAUCAUUAUAGAGGAUUUUUAGGAUGGGAGACUUAUUAUAAAGUAUCAUUCCUUAGAUUCAUUAGUUAUAAUUGCGAUUAUUAUUGGAUGAGAUCAAAGAGACCAAUUCCAGAUCUCAAAGGAAAGAGUACAUACAUUGUCAUCACAGAGAAGCAUCAACCAACCGAACACUAUACAUUUUCACAUUUCUUUGCCUAUAUCUUUUACAUCCCAUUGUACAUUGCUGGACCAAUAUGCAGUUUCAACGCUUGGAUUGCACAAGUUUAUCAGCCACAAAAGACCUACACUUUGAAAUACAUUGUUGGACAGAGCAUCAAGAUUCUCAUCGUCUUUUUGGGAUUGGAGAUUUUCUUGCACUUUAGCUACUAUUACUCGUUUGACUCUAGCGAUGUUUGGAAGAGCUUUAGUGGUGAGGAAGUUGCAUUGACUGGUUACUUGGUACUCAACUUUAUGUAUGUCAAAUUUUUAAUCAUUUGGCGUGUAUUUAGAUUGUUUGCUCUUUACGAUGGUAUAGACACACCAGAGAAUAUGAACCGUUGUGUCAAUAACAACUACACAUUUACAGGUUUUUGGAGAAGUUGGCAUGGAUCUUUCAACAAGUGGACAAUGAGAUAUCUCUAUAUCCCACUUGGUGGCAACAAGACAAAGCAUCUAAGUAUUUGGUUGAUAUUCUUCUUUAUUGGAUUGUGGCACGAUUUAUGGUGGUCGUGGGUUGCUUGGGCACUCCUCAAUUGCGUCUUCUUUACCAUCGAAAUCGGUAUUAUGUUUUAUUUCUACCAUCCAGCUCGUCUCCCACUUCGUAAAAAGUGGUAUUGGAGAUACAUCGUUGCUCUCUCUGGUACCGCCAACGUUUUCUUGUUAAUGGUGGCCAAUCUUGCCAUUCUUCACGGAUUUGAAAAUAGUAUUCUAUUUAUUAGAUUGGCUUUCUUUAAUGAGGGUGGUCUUCAAGCAUUCUUACUUUCCUAUAUAUGGUUGUUUGCUGGUAUCAUGUUUAUGAUGGAGAUUAGAGAACAAGAAAAAAGAUCAAAAGAAACAAAACCAUUCUAA
Cavenderia fasciculata is the source of this 1683-nucleotide messenger RNA. RefSeq names its product membrane bound O-acyl transferase family protein. The record is from RefSeq and is a predicted model, not a curated record. Gene Ontology annotation, molecular function: acyltransferase activity. Gene Ontology annotation, cellular component: endoplasmic reticulum. Bases 1 to 1683 code for a protein of 560 amino acids. The transcript has 3 exons. Lineage: Eukaryota; Evosea; Eumycetozoa; Acytosteliales; Cavenderiaceae.